AUGUUCAAUGUGGUGUUCACCAUUUUUGAUAAGCAAGUUACAUUUUUGAUAAGCAAGUUACAUAAAUUGAAAGGUUUACAGGAAAAGAGAGAAAAAUUUUUAAAGGAUGUACAAUUUUUUAAGUGCCAUCUUCGUGAAGAAAUCACUCCAAGAACAUUACAACUAAAGAAGUCGAUAAGAAAAGACAUCAAUGAACAAGAUAUAUGGAAGAUAGAAAGAUUAAUAUUGAAAUCAAUAAUAAAUAAAAAAGAAUCGGAAUACAGAGAGUGGCAAGAAAAUCUGGUGGUAAACCUAACUGAAAAAAGUAUUCCAGAUGAUUAUAUGCGGUUUUUGUCAUAUGGUGUGGGUAUGAAUUUACCAUAUUUUGAUAAAUCAUUGGAUACUAUAGCGGACAUUGAAUUGGCAAUAUUCAAAAGUGGACUUGAUAAAAACAAAAAAGAAGAAAUGAGAAUAAAGAUCGCUGAAGAUCUAAAGAAGUUUAAAACAAAACAAGGAUACAUGAUGGAUCAAAAGGCUAAGAAGUAUAUAGGUAAAUAUAACAGAUUGAAAAAGUUUCUUCAUAGAUUUAAUUUAGGUAUUGUAAAAGCAGAUAAAUCAAGGCAAUUAAUAAUAAUGAAUUUAACAGAUUUAGACAAAAAGAAACAGGAAAUUAUAAAAGAAGGAAAUUUUGAAAAAUUAGAGUUAGAUCCAACAAGUAACAUACAGAAAUUAUUGAAGAAAAUUGUAGGAAAAUUAAUAAAAGAAGGAGCUAUUUCAAUUACUGAAAGUAAAGAACUAUUACCAGGAGAAAAUGUGAGAAUGCCAAAGUUAAAUGUUCGUAUUAAGACACACAAACAAAAUAAAUGCAGACCUAUAGUAGACUUUAAGAUGACCGUGUUAUAUAAUUUAGAGAUAUUUUUAAAGAAAUCAUUACAGGUUAUAUUAAACUCUGAACUUAGUAUAAAAAAUACUGAUAGUUUAAUUUCAAGAUUAGAAGCAGGAAGAAUUUUGCCAGAGUACCGUUUAAUGAGUAUAGAUAUAGUGUCAAUGUAUCCAUCGAUUACAAAAGAAAUGAUUAUACAGAGUUUAAUUAAAGGCGAGUACUUUCGACAAAAGGAUGGAAUAUCCAUGGGCUCGGUGGUCGGCCCAAAGCUGGCAGAGAUUGUUAUGAAAAAUAUAGAUAAAACGUUGCUGAACUUAGGUGGAAUAGUUUUUCUGGCACGGUAUGUCGAUGAUAUAUUUAUUAUUUAUAAUAGUAAAAUAACAUCACCAGAAAAAAUCUUAAAAGAAGCUAAUGAAAUUAAUGAACAUAUUAAGUUCACCUAUGAGUGUGAAAAAUUAGAUAGUCUAAAUUAUUUGGAUAUCACAAUAACCAGGUUUAAAGAUCAUUUGGAGUAUAGUAGGUAUGAAAAACCUUGUAACACAAAUAAAGUUAUAAAUUUUAGAUCGUAUUGUCCAAUUAAUCAAAAAAGAAAUAUUUAUUUAAUGGAAGUAAAAAAGAUAUUUUCUAGAACAACCAGAAGUGAAAAAAGAAUAGAAGAACUCAAAAAAAUAAAUAAGAAGUACUUGUUGAACAAUUAUCCGAAAAGAUUGCUGAGGAACUGGUAUGAUGAAUAUUCAAAAAGAAGAUUUCAAGUAAAGCAACAAAAAGAAAGUAAAAAGUAUGUUUCUUUUCCAUAUAUCCAAGGUAUUUUUGAAAAAUAUAAAAAAAUUUUCUGUAAAAACUUAAUACAAUUGGCUCCAUUGCAAAAAAAUAGAUUAUCUGAAUUAAUUAGAACUGAACCUUACAGAAAGAAAGAUUUAUUGGAAGAAGAUGGAGUGGUUUACAGGCUUCAAUGUACGUGUGGAGUACCGUAUUACUACGUUGGAGAAACAAAACGGAAACUAAAAGUGAGGAUGUCGGAACACUUGGCAGCAGUACGAAAUAAAAUUAAUACAUCCCCGGUAUUUUUGCAUUGUCAUGUUAAUAACUGUCAAUUAGAUAUUAAUAAUGUAAAAAUAAUACAUAAAGAGAAAAAUAUUGUAAAAAGAAAAUUUAAAGAACAUUUCGCGAUAAUUAUGCAAAGUAAUGUAAUGAAUUUGAAUAAUGGGGUGAUACCAGCGGAAUGCUGGGAAGAGUUUGUGUUACUUAAAGAUUGUAAACGCGAUAGUAUCAGUGAGAAAGAUGUGUUUUCUUCUGUGUCUACGACGGAGAAAAAUGUGUCGUUUGAGAUACCUUCUGCUGUUCCUAUUGUACACUCUAGUAGUCAGAAACCCUACUGAAGAGGCCUUGACAGGCGAAAUGCAUUUGGGUCUACGGACUCGGGACUUAUUAAGCCUCCAAAAGUCAGAAACGAAUGGAAAACUAGUAGUUUUCCGUGUACUAAAGAUUAGUACAG
Molecule: messenger RNA, 2357 nt
Organism: Centruroides sculpturatus (bark scorpion)
Lineage: Eukaryota; Metazoa; Arthropoda; Arachnida; Scorpiones; Buthidae
Exons: 4
Coding region: 1-2241 (746 amino acids)
Source: RefSeq, a predicted model, not a curated record